Molecule: messenger RNA, 630 nt
Organism: Lachancea dasiensis
Lineage: Eukaryota; Fungi; Ascomycota; Saccharomycetes; Saccharomycetales; Saccharomycetaceae
Source: the annotation of a GenBank genome assembly
AUGCAGUUGAGCAUCUUAACCUUUCUGUGUGCGCUUAUCAGUACUGCAUUUGCGUUGAGGUUUGAAAUCCCUGCGUCCUCUAAGCCAGAACCGAUUUGUGUUCGUGAUUUUGUCAAUGAGGGCCAACUGGUCGUGGUUAAUAUUAGGAGCGAUGGAUCCGUUGGAGACGGCCAAGUGCUGAAUCUUGUCAUCAGAGACAGCGUUGGCAAUGAGUACCGCAGGAAGAAGGAUUUUGCUGGUCCAAUCAAAGUGGCUUUCACCGCACCAUCCUCAGCAGCAUUCGACGUGUGUUUAGAAAACCAAUUGCAAAGCCGUGGCCACUCCCUCAGCAGAAGCGUAGAGAUGGACAUCGAGUCUGGCUCGCAAGCGCGCGACUGGAACAAGAUCCAAUCUACCGAGAAGCUGAAACCCGUUGAAGUUGAGCUGCGCAGGAUCGAGGAAUUGACCGAUGAAAUCGUGGACGAGCUUGCAUAUUUGAAAGCCAGAGAGGAAAGACUAAGAGACACCAAUGAGUCCACUAACAGAAGAGUCAGAAACUUUUCCGUUGUCGUGAUUUGCGUUUUGAUCGGUUUGGGUGCUUGGCAGGUCAACUAUCUCCACAACUACUUCAAAGCUAAACAUAUUAUUUAG